Messenger RNA from Trypanosoma conorhini, 4089 nucleotides. RefSeq names its product putative nuclear pore complex protein (NUP155). Bases 1 to 4089 code for a protein of 1362 amino acids. The record is from RefSeq and is a predicted model, not a curated record. Gene Ontology annotation, cellular component: nuclear pore inner ring; nuclear pore. NCBI's taxonomy places the organism in Eukaryota, Euglenozoa, Kinetoplastea, Trypanosomatida, Trypanosomatidae. Gene Ontology annotation, molecular function: structural constituent of nuclear pore. The transcript has a single exon. Gene Ontology annotation, biological process: protein import into nucleus; transcription-dependent tethering of RNA polymerase II gene DNA at nuclear periphery; RNA export from nucleus.
AUGCUUUCACGGCAUACUCGCCUUUUUACUUGUUUUUUUUUUUGCCUCCUCUUCCCUGCUCUUGUGUCCUGCGGGGAACCCUGCGUUAUAGCAGCUAUCAAGGUGGAAAUGGAGCCACAGGGAAGAGUGGUGAUUAAAAUUGAUGACGCCGUCAAGAAGGCUGUGGAGGACGCAGUCAACACCGAGGUUCGCUCUGGGGCGGUUGGCCGAUAUUCGAACCCGUCGGCGUCCGGCCAUGCCACAUCUCACCCACUUGCCUUGACGACCUUUGACACCUCUUCCACGCUUCCGGAUUUUAUUCCACUGGUGGGCGUCGCAUGGCCAGAGCCGGUGAAGGCGGUCUGGAAGACCUUCAAGGCCAACUCCAUCGUUGGCCUCUUUCCGGAGCUCUCCAGGGCGUGGAUAACCGUAGACAAUAAACUUCUCGUAUGGAACUAUGGGACGGGGAGGGAUUUUUUUGUGUACGAUGAGAUACCAGAGCUUAUCGUGGCUGUAGGUAAUCCGGUUACACCCGCCGCUGGCGUCUUUCAGCCUCACAUUACACUUGUGUUCCCUGUGGCUACCCCGAAAACAAUUCAUCUUCUUGGGCUAUGUGUAGUGGGGGAUGAACCCGCAAAAAAAGCCGAACUCUGCGUGGUGAACCUUGGCUUCUCCGCAUUGGCCCCAACACUUGUCAUCAAGUUUGUUGGAUUUAAGGAUGCGGGACGUGUCUUUGCCGCUGGAGCAGACGGGUGUCUCUAUGAGCUGAAGUACACGAAGGAAAAUACCCCCUUGCUUCCGCGAGUUAGACUUAUUAACUAUUCUAUUAUGUUCGCUGGCAUUCCCAUUUUGAGCACGGUGAGUUCACUCAUGAGCAGCCUUAAGCAAACAUGGGCAAAGGAAAGACCUGCGUUGCGUGACGUUGCCCUGGAGGCGAAGCGCAAACUACUGUUUACCUUGGACGCCGAGAGCACAAUAGCAAUGUGGAGGAUAACAAGCGAUGGGCUGAAGCUUCUGUCUACAAUAAGGUACGGCCGGGACGCCUUCGAACGCUACCGUCACUCGGAGUCGCCCAUGGAUGAUGCCGCGAGCCUUGUAAAGAUAUUUUGUGUCUCACCGUACGACGAAAAUUGCUCCGUUGUCGUCAUUGCAUCCAGUGGAGAACAGUACCGAUAUGUCUGCCAGGAAGGAAUGUGGGAUCGUAUUGACGGGAGCCUCACCUUGCGGGAUCGGUCGCCCUCUUGCAUUCCGGCCAAUCGUGAGGUCAGCGUUUGCUUCGCCUCGGAUGGCGUUGCCAUCUUUUGCCACACCGAAAAGGAUGACGAGGGCGCUGCCUCGGAUUCUGUGGCUGUGACCACCUCCCCCAAGGCAGUUCUACCGCCGCACCACCACUGCCGCGAUAUCGUCGCCCACUUUGAUCCCGCAGCCUCACGUAUGGUGCGAGUAGACGCGAUUGGUGAAGUUCCUCUGAAGGAAAGUGUGAGCCCCAACGAGUUGUGUUCUCAGGUUUCUUGCUCCCCUAAGCAGUUUGUUUUUGCGCACCGUCAUGGCAUCUCGACCUUUAUGAAGCUACGUCCCGUGGACACCCUCCACAUGAUACUUUCAUUCUCUGGUCAUCAGACGCGUGACAAUCUGCUUCAGCGGUUUUCGUCGGUGCACAGCGCCAUGGACUACUGUUGUAUGCUUGUGCAAAUCGCUGUUGGAUGUACAAACGUGCCGGCCAUUGUAAACGGGCCAUAUAUUGAGCACGGCAUCGCCAACUCUCCCUUCUCGCAGAUGGAGACGCCGCAUGGGAAGUCACAAGGACCUCUUUCAAUGGAGAAGGUUGGCUCCCAACUGAUUAACGCGACUUCACAAGAAGCCCAACGUCUGGCCCGGGAAAUACUUCGUAAUGCGAUGAUGCCCAGCUGGCACGAGGGUCCAACCUCCGGCAGUGGCAGCAGACAAAUUGUGGUGCAGGUUUCGCCCUUUGCGUUGGGGGUUGCGGCGUAUAUUGGAAGGGCACUUUAUAACGUCUGGGAGAUGGCGAUGGGAAGUCUUCCGCUGCAGGAGUUGGCUGUCGUCGAAGUGGUGCUUUCAUCCUUGGUGCGCCUGUUGAACAGCCUGAAGAAGGAUGUGUGGUCGGAAAACCUGGUCCAGCCCUCUGUGCCAUUUCGCUGGGACCAGAGCAGGGUGACGCUGACGUUUCCUCCUCACAGCUCUUCUGUGUCCUCGUAUGAUCUUAAGAUGUUGCAGUCUGCCUUCUUGUACUCGGCCCACUCUCUCUGUGAGCGCGUACUGCAGACGAUAAAGUUUGCAAAACAAACAGGGUACCUUCCACUCUCUUCGGAUGACAGCAAGGUCAGCCUUGCACAAGUUGUGUGUGACCAAAGUGUCGCCCAUCGCCUGGCACGCUACAUUGGAAGAUUAGUUUUGUCCACUGAGAGCAAGGUUGGAGUUUCACAGCCGGACCGCAUUGGUCCAUUGACGCAGCUGCAACUUGAGUGUCCUUACUUUUUCAGCUCCAUUGAUGUUCAGGAGUACAGUGCAAGGAUUGAACUUGACCAGAUCCUUUCUUCAAGCAGUGAAAGCCUUCAUGCGUACUCAGAGAGUAAAAUGACGGAUUGGGAAUCCUCCGUCUCUCGCGUGGCUGCGUCGAUGUGGACUUCCGGGGCGCUACAGGGCAUCUUCCAACAACUCAAGGCACUUAAAAAGGAGGACACCGUUGUCAGGCUCCUCCUCCACGCCGCAAGUCAGCUGGACCCAAGCAAUGCGGCGUUUGAGAUUUAUCUCGCGGAACGAAACGGUAACAGAAGCCAGAGUUUCAGCUCUACGCUUAGUGCGGUGUAUCAGCAAAAGGUGAAGAUACUGACGGCGGUGGUCGGGACACUGGAGGAUGCCUGGAAUACGCACCGGAGUGUGGUAGACGACCUCCUUGGGGGGCCGCUGUCUUCGGGAUCUAUCUGGCAGAUUGAACCCUCCGAUGAGAUGGCGCACUGCUUCCUGUUUGAUUGGAUGUGUGUGCCACGUGAGGACGCAACCAUUACAUCUAUGCUCAAGGAGACGUUGUCCACGACGCGCUCUCCCUUCCUUGAGGCCUAUCUUCAACGCAACGCACAAACGCUUGGGGAACAGUACGCACACUACUUGCGAAGAACCAAGAAGAACUACAAGAAGGCUAUUGAAGUCUGCGCAGCGAUGGCACAGGCGCCACUGACAGAUAUUCCGCGCGAGGAACGCAUUCCAUACCGUCUCCGGUGCUGGUCUGAGGCACAGGAGUGCGCUGCUGAGUGCAACUCCGAUCAGUUAACUUUGCUGCAGGAGCGCGUCAAGCUAAUGGAGGCGCAACUCCAGCUGUCAAAGAUCAUUUGCGAGUUCAUUAAUAGUGGCCUUCCUCAGCUGGACCGACAGGUUUCUGUGAGUGGGCGGGCAUUGCUCACGGAGAGGCAAGUCGCAUUGGAGCAGUUGGAGCUUGUGGAUAAUUUCGCGCUAUCCACCAGCCAACUCCUUGAGGUUGCGGGUUUGUUUUGCGCAUUUGGUGGAGCCGAAGUACAACUGGACGUCUUGAGUGCGGCGAACGUCACAGACGCAUCGCUCUACGCCGCCUGUGUUGAACGGGCAUUUCAGCGAAGAAACACCACAGUUGAGGAAACAGCACGACGAAUCAUUGGCAAGUGCCGACAUUUGAUUGCUUUUCCUUUGAGCCACGUGGCCAAAAUACUCGAGGCCUAUGCGUUUCAGCAGUCACCUGACGGGUCCACUCUGACAGUAGACGUCCUCACCGACUGUGGGGUGGAACGCAACAUUGUCUUCUCUACGCUGGCGGCAAUUGUUGAUAAAAAGGAUACCGUUGGGCUUCCUUGCGAGGCAUUUGAUCGGUCUGGGGUGACGGAUGCCUUUCUGGUGCAUUCACUGGCUGUCGCCCUUCAUCGUGCGGUGUUCGCCCCCCAUCUUGGGACGAUGCAAUUGCACUUUCUGAGAAAUGCCCUUAACACCGUCCGUGAAGGCAUUAGUAGAUCUGCGUAUUUUCGCGGCGAUGAGAACAGCUGCCGAGCGCUAACUUCGGCGGAGCGAAUACUGGAGCAGUGCCACAUCGCCACCGGUCGGUUAAUUUCAAGCACUGGUUUCUAG